AUGCCUCAGCAAAUAACAGAUCCAAGGCAGUUGGUGUCCGUGUACAAGAAGAACGGGUCUUUUGACAAGCAAAGAAAGCUGCUUUUAGAAAAUUUUAAGGCAUCAGAAACGCACGCUAAUUUGAUGCUCAAGUUGAAGUUGAUUGUGGAAGGGAAAGUAAAAUCAGAUCCAACUAUUCUCAUGAAAAACCGUGGUAAAGUAGGUGCUUUGAUUCAGGGAAGUAUUAUCCAGCAAAAAGCAGAGGAAGAAAAUAGUAUAUUGAGUAUUGUAGAUAACGAUAUCCAAGAAAAGAUCAUCGAUUCCCCCGAGUUCCAUAAGUUGUUGAAGAAAGAGUUGAAUGAUAUCAAGAGGAAACUGAUGGGCAUCAGCGAUGAACAGUGGGAAGCCAUGGAGAGUGAGAAGCAAGAAAGAAUGAAAAUAUCUACGCCGUCUCUCCCGGAAGCAUCCCAACAGGCAUCCUCGUUAGCUAAUGAUGAUGGUAAGUCAGCAGUAUCGUCACCAUCUACGUUUGGGGGUUACAAGCUCAAGCCUGAUAAAGUCAUCAAGGCGCCUAAAAUCAAAAUAAGUCAGUUGAAAUACUGA
Molecule: messenger RNA, 582 nt
Organism: Dujonia railenensis
Lineage: Eukaryota; Fungi; Ascomycota; Pichiomycetes; Serinales; Debaryomycetaceae
Source: the annotation of a GenBank genome assembly